Molecule: messenger RNA, 2088 nt
Organism: Symbiodinium pilosum
Lineage: Eukaryota; Dinophyceae; Suessiales; Symbiodiniaceae
Source: the annotation of a GenBank genome assembly
AUGCCCCUGAAAGCUUGUGUGUUCCGCAGCCCUGCGUAUGGUUACGGCAGCUUCACUUGCACUGUCCCGGCGUCAGAAGUCACAGGAGCAGUUUUUGGACGUCAUCCAACGCAUCGGCGUGCACUGCCAGCUGCACGACAUACUGGCAUCCAGCAAGCGCCCACAGGCACAUGUCCAGCAGCUUCUUGCCGCAUACGCGUUAACACCCUUUAUCGUUAUUUGGCAUGUUGCCUGACAUUCAUCGAUUUCAUGCAUGCACAGCAUCUCAGCUUUGCUCUGGUGCCGGUGGCACUCAUGGUGGAUUUCCUGCAUGCCUCCUCCGCAAGCAAGCAACAGGACAGAGCAGUGCACAGAUCCUCAGUCAACACAGCGAUCAAGUCUUUGCGAUGGCUUGCAAAGCACGGGCAAUGGCACGCUUUGUCCGCACGCGUGCAUAAUGCACUAGUAGCCUCUUACGCAAAACAAAUUGACUCCUACGAUAAGAAGGAGGCAGUGCCUCUGCCCUUGGCAUUAAUCGUGGCAUGGGAGCUAGUCCUUUGCAUGCACGCCACGCCGCUCACUACCAAGCUGGUCUUGGGUGCUGCCCUCCUUUGCGCGCACGCAAGCAUUUGCUUCGGCGACGCCCAACGUGUCAAGUGGGGCUCCAUUCAGCUCAGCACGCAAGGGCUACAUGCAGUCGCAUACGCGACCAAAACAACUAAGCGCGGGCAACGCUUUGCAUGCACUUGGCACGGCAUUUCUGGCCGGGGCCCAGACUCAUCAAGGCUUCUGCGUUGGUUGUCCGCACUGGCACAGCUCCCACGCAAGCUCUUCGAGACUGAAGGGCACACGCAUGAGCCGGAUUUUUUUGUUCCCGCACCUAGACAUGCAGUCGCUUACGGUAUCUUUCUUGGCCCCCGCCAGCUACGCACGCGCCUUGUUGAUCCAGGCCUGUCUCAGCAAGCAAAGCUUAGCUCUGCAGAAGCUCGCGCACUCACGCUGCAUAGCAUGAAGUCCACUGCGUUGGCUCUGGCGGCACAGCUCCACCUGCCCAGGGAAGACAGACUGUCACAAGGUCACCACAGAGAUAGCGCCAAGCUGUGCAGCCGCAAUGACACGUUUGCAAGCCUGCGCGUUCAACGCCACAUCUGUGCGCAAGUCGCGCAGGGGUGGCGCCCCCAACGAUCGAUGUCCAGAGGGGGAGCGGCCCCUGUGCCAGAGCCUCCAUUCACGGUUCCGCGACAGGUGCCUUCCACAGAACUCCCUGCCCCGGCACUUCUGCAAGGCCCAUGGCGCAUUUUCACGUCACGUCAUGAGACUCUGCAUGCAGCAGCAAGCACAGCACGGCAAAAGCCGGGCGCCGAUCCGCCGGAGGUGGAACCGCCACUUGUGGUCUCUGGGUCCGAUUCCGAAGCCGAAGAAGUAGAGCUCUUUGCUCAAACAGCCCCCGACUCGGACAGCGAAGCACAGACGAAGAACAACAGCUGCAGCGUGAUGACACGCGCAUGCACACAUACGUUUGCAGUGGAAUACCUGCUUGCGCUGCCCAAGUUGGGAUCGCUUUCGGUCAGCAAGCUGAAAGCCAGUUGCGGAGCCCGGUGCUCCAUCUUCUUCGACUUCACCAGUGCCCCACCUUGCUCUCUUGCACUUUUGGGAAAGCAGCUUGUGUUGGUCCCAGAACCCCUGCAGAGAGCACUUCGCGACACAGGGCUAUGCAGCGUAUCCGAUUUUGCCUAUGCAUACCUGGACCCCACAGACCUUUCAGAUUUCGUGACAAAGCAAAAUCAGAGCCUAUGGGAACAACUGCAAGUCGCCGAUCCAGAGCACAGCCCUGCGGUGGCACGCCUCCGCAGGGCAUUAGACAUGAGUCAAAGCAUCACACGGGCACAAGACGCGUGCCCAGCAAGCUCUGCACCAGCGCCCAGCCACAGCACAGCCAUCGCAACCAACGUUUGGGCAGAGCACGCUCCUCCAAGAUUAGACACGGAGGCCGUGCAACGCAUGCAAGCAAGCUUCAGGUCCAACUAUCCCGGUGAACACCUGGAUAGUGAUAGCACGCCAAGCAUACGCCUGCUUAGCUUAGUGCACCAAUGGUUCACCCCAAAGGGG